AUGGAAGAAGGUGAUGUAUUCGCCAUCGAAACCUUCGGCACCACGGGCAAGGGUUAUCUCAGAGAUGAUGUAGGAGUCUGCGGCUACGGCUGCAAUGAGCAUGCUAGCGCUGCUAGGCUUCAUAAUAACUUUGCCAAGUCACUGCUCGAAAUCAUCGAUGAUAAUUUCGGCACUCUUGUCUUCUCCAGGCGGUCCCUUGAGUAUAGAGGAGUGAAAAACUACCACCUAGGCAUAAGAUCACUUGACUCGAAUGGCAUUGUUGAGUCCUAUGCACCGAUGGUGAUGUUCCUGGCUCUUAUGUCGCGCAGUUUGAAGAUACUGUCCUACUGCGGCCCAAUUGCAAGGAAGUAA
Messenger RNA from Paracoccidioides brasiliensis Pb18, 351 nucleotides. RefSeq names its product methionine aminopeptidase 2B. The coding region runs from base 1 to 351 and encodes 116 amino acids. The record is from RefSeq and is a predicted model, not a curated record. The transcript is spliced from 2 exons.